Messenger RNA from Coregonus sp. 'balchen', 1823 nucleotides. Lineage: Eukaryota; Metazoa; Chordata; Actinopteri; Salmoniformes; Salmonidae. The record is from the annotation of a GenBank genome assembly.
UGCCCCCCCGCCCCCACUCUCUCUCUUGACCCAGACAUCAACCUGAACUCCCCCAACAAGGGCCUGGGACCCGCAGGAGGAGUAGACUCCCUAACGGAUGUCUCCGGGAAGGGGGGAGCCAUGGCAGUAGCAGCCGUCAACACGCUGCCCCCAGGGCUCACGGAGGAGGAGGCCGAGGAGCUCCGCUCUGAGCUAGUCAAGGUAGGCCCCGUUGUCCUGUCUGUUGGGGGUUAAGGUUAGAGGUAGCCAUGGCAGUAGCAGCCGUCAACACGCUUCCCCCAGGGCUCGCAGAGGAGGAGGCCGAAGAACUCCGCUCUCCACUAGUCAAGCUAGGGUCCUGUGUCUUUAUCGGUCUGGUGUUCCAACGUCCUGUCGCUUGGUCUGAGCUCACCAAUGUAGAUCCUGUUGUCCCCGUUUCCUAAUCUAAGCGCAGAGCCCUGUUAGACUGAGUUUUGGUUCACUAAUAAUCCAUUCGACAAACAUUGAGGAACUCCGUUUCAGACAAUGGGGACACUGAACAAAAAUAUAAACACAACAUGUAAAGUGUUGGUCCGAUGUUUCAUGAGCUGAAAUAAAAUAUCCCAGAAAUGUUCCAUACGCACAAAGCUUAUUUCUCUAAACUGUUGUGCACACAUUUGUUUACAUCCCUGUUAGUGAGCAUUUCUCCUUUGCCAAGAUAAUCCAUCCACCUGACAGGUGUGGCAUAUCAAGAAGCUGAUUUAAACAGCAUGAUCAUUACACAGGUACACCAAAGAUUUUUAUAACAAAGAUGGACCACAGCCUGUCCUUUCCAAUGGGAACACAUUAGUCAUAGUGAGCAGAACAUGCAAGGAGUAUGGUGUCGUUGGUGAGCGGUUUGCUGAUGUCAACGUUGUGAACAGAGUGCCCCAUGGUGGCGGUGGGGUUAUGGUAUGGGCAGGCAUAAGCUACGGACAAUGAACACAAUUGCAUUUUAACAAUGGCAAUUUGAAUGCACAGAUACCGUGACAAGAUCCUGAGGCCCAUUGUCGUGCCAUUCAUCCGCCGCCAUCACCUCAUGUUUCGUCAUGAUAACACGGCCCCAUUUCGCAAGGAUCUGUACACAAUUCCUGGAAGCUGAAAAUGUCCCAGUUCUUACAUGGCCUGCACACUCACCAGACAUGUCACCCAUUGAGCGUGUUUGGGAUGCUCUGGAUCGUCGUGUACGACAGCGUGUUCCAGUUCACGCCAACAUCCAGCAACUUCGCACAGCCAUUGAAGAGGAGUGGGACAACAUUCCACAGGCCACAAUCAACAGCCUGAUCAACUCUAUUCGAAUAUGUGUCACGCUGCGUGAGGCAAAUGGUGGUCACACCAUAUACUGACUGGUUUUCUGAUCCACGCCCCUCCCUUCUUUUUAAAGGGAUUUGUGACCAACCGAUGCAUAUCUGUAUGCCCAGUCUUGUGAAAUCCAUAGAUUAGGGCCUAAUGAAUUUAUUUCAAUUGACUGAUUUCCUUAUGUCAACUGUAACUCAGUCAAAUCUUAGAAAUUGUUGUAUGUUGCGUUUUUAUAUUUUUGUUCAGUGUAGUUUGCAUGCUUUCUGAGACUAUAUUCACCCAAGAGGAAUGUCUCUUCAGUUAGCCACACAUGACAGACACUGGGGAAAGGGGCCUGGAAUUGACCUCUGACCUCUCCUGUGUGUUGCUGUCAGGUGGAGGAGGAGGUCAACACCUUGAGACAGGUGCUCCUGGCCAAAGAGAAGCAUUCUGCUGAUCUGAAGAGGAAGCUGGGGCUGAGUCCUCUCAACGAGCUCAAACAGAACCUCUCCAAGGGAUGGCAGGACGUUCAGACCUCCAACGCGUAA